Brachypodium distachyon (stiff brome) is the source of this 1731-nucleotide messenger RNA. RefSeq lists its product as uncharacterized. Bases 115 to 1194 code for a protein of 359 amino acids. Gene Ontology annotation, cellular component: cytoplasm; membrane. The transcript is spliced from 7 exons. NCBI's taxonomy places the organism in Eukaryota, Viridiplantae, Streptophyta, Magnoliopsida, Poales, Poaceae. The record is from RefSeq and is a predicted model, not a curated record.
GAAAACAAAACACGUCAGUGAGAAAAACAAGGGGAAACAACCAUCGUCAGCUUCAGCCUUCAGCGCGCGCGCGUGUGGUGCGGGAGGUUCGAGCAGCCCAGGAGCGCCGUGGCGAUGGCGGCGGCCGUGGCCUCCUCCCCCUUCCCCGCCUCCAGGCGGCUGCCUAGCAAAAACCACAUCCCGGCUUGCCCCGCCGCCCCCUCCCUCCUCCGCCUGGCGGGGGGAUCCUCAUCGAGGCGCAGGCGCCUCCGCCGGGCCCUGCGCGUCUCGGCCGCGCCGGAGGAGGCUGACGUGCUGCCGGGGCCUGGGGUCAUCGAGCUGGAGAUGGUCUCGGCGGGGCUGCUGGAGGAGCUCCCGGUGGACCCGCUCGGGGGCAGCCAGCUCGACAUCGGCGGGCUCGCCUUCCAGGGCGACGUGACCGGCGGCUUCACCAGUGGCGGCAGCGGUGGGGCUGGCGCCGGAGGCGAUGGGGGGAACAAGAUGCUGGAUCGCGGCAUCAACACGGCCAUCGUGCUCGGCGCCAGCACCUACGCGCUCACCAAGCUCCUCACCGUCGACCAGGACUACUGGCAUGGGUGGACCAUCUUUGAGAUCCUGCGCUACAUGCCGGAGCACAACUGGUCUGCCUACGAGGAGGCCCUCAAGACCAACCCAGUUCUUGCCAAGAUGAUGAUUAGCGGCGUCGUUUACUCCCUCGGCGACUGGAUUGCCCAGUGUUAUGAAGGGAAGCCGAUCUUUGAGUUUGACCGAACUCGUAUGUUCCGUUCUGGCCUUGUAGGGUUCACACUCCACGGUUCCCUUUCGCAUUACUACUAUCAUUUCUGUGAGUCUUUGUUUCCAUUCAAGGAUUGGUGGGCUGUUCCUGUAAAGGUUGCAUUUGAUCAGACGGCUUGGUCUGCAUUGUGGAACAGCAUCUACUUCGUGGUCUUGGGCUUUCUCCGUUUCGAAUCUCCGGUCACCAUAUUCAGCGAGCUCAAGUCCACGUUCUUUCCCAUGCUUACUGCUGGAUGGAAGUUAUGGCCGUUUGCACACUUAAUUACAUACGGUGUAGUUCCUGUUGAACAAAGACUUCUCUGGGUCGACUGUGUGGAGCUAAUCUGGGUCACCAUCUUAUCAACUUACUCAAAUGAAAAAUCUGAAGCACGAAUUUCGGAUGCCUCCACAUCAACAGACUCCCAGGACAACUCCAGAUAGCACCAGAAUUCAUCAUUUUGCUACCUAAAGAUUGUAACAAGGGAAACUGCCUUGCCUUCGGUUAAUUGGGAUUGUAUAAAAUGUACAGUUAGUUACCAGUUCUGCGUGUGUAACCAUGCUUCUACAGCCUACGGACUGUGCUGGGCAAACAAAAUCAAAAAAGAAACUACCAGGAGGUAGAUCCAACUUCUGAUAAAAAAAAUUGUUGCGCAGGCCAGUAGAAACUAUGGCUUUGAAACCUCUUGUGUCCUGACCCAUGGUCCAUGGAUGCUUGAUGGAACAAUGUGACAAGGAGAAAAGAGUGACAAGAGGUUCAGAAUUGGCGGAUUUUGCUAUUUCAUUCAAUGGAAAUACAGUAUGUUUGAGCAAGGGAAGCACGAUGCGCAUUGUAGAAGUAUUGAAAACAAGUACUCCUUUCCUCUGUUCCGCAAUUCUUGUCGUGGUUUUAGUUCGAAAGAUUUUCCUCGAGAAAAUGACACAUUCCCUGUACAAAGUAUGCUUUUAACUGCACAAGUAGUGAGACAUUGGCAUUCUGUA